Stylophora pistillata is the source of this 1796-nucleotide messenger RNA. RefSeq lists its product as uncharacterized. Gene Ontology annotation, molecular function: protein binding; calcium ion binding. The record is from RefSeq and is a predicted model, not a curated record. NCBI's taxonomy places the organism in Eukaryota, Metazoa, Cnidaria, Anthozoa, Scleractinia, Pocilloporidae.
CCGUUGAUUGGAUGGCGUACCAAGGAGCACCCCCAGAGGGAAUGACGGGAAGAAUCAAGAUGACAAAAUGGUGGUCAGGAACGAAUUGCGCAGAUGUGACCUUUCCAAAGGACAAGUUUAAAGCUUUACCAGUUGUCCUUGUGACGUCUGAUCACCAACGAAGUGGAAAGGAUCACGACGCUGCGUUGAUCUGGGCAGAAGAUGUAUCCAAGGACUCGUUCAAGGCUUGUUUGCGUGAGCUUCAAAACUUUGAUGGCAUCCAUCAAGAUAUUUAUGUGACCUGGAUGGCGUUUGCUAAGUUGCAUAAGCCGCUCUUCACUGAAUAUGGCUCUGUAAACUUUCCAAACACAAAUGCACCAAGAGAUGAAGACAACAAUGCUUACUGCGAGACCUGGAUGGCGUUUGCUAAGUUGCAUAAGCCGCUCUUCACUGAAUAUGGCUCUGUAAACUUUCCAAACACAAAUGCACCAAGAGAUGAAGACAACAAUGCUUACUGCGAGUUUGUGCAUUUUACACGAAAUUACAAUGUGACACCAUCCGUCCAAAUAUCAGCAAAUCACAGCACAACAGCAAGCGGAAACUUGGCACCAGUUCAUAACGGCAUUUCUACGUGGAUUGAGAAUAUCAAUGCCUCCGGAUUCAGAGUCUGUGUCAAGGAGCUGUACGUGACCAGAUAUGAUCCCGUGUCAGUAAGUUAUGCGGUCCUAACAGACAUCUGUCCUCCCGGAUGGAGCUACUUCAAUGGUUUCUGUUACUACACAAGUGAUACCUGUACAAAUUGGACCACAGCUGUAAAAGAAUGCAGACAAGAAAACUCAGUUCUUGCAGAUGUAAACAACAAUGAAGAAAAUGUUUACAUACAACAUCGCCAUAAUGGCGAUAAAUCCUGGCUGGGUUUCAAUGACAGAUCAACAGAGGGCGACUUUACUUGGGUGGAUCGUGGACAUGCAAACUUUACAGCGUGGGCGAAGAACCAGCCAAAUAACCUCAGAGAAGAAGAUUGUGCGCACGCACUUGGUGUGAAACACGACUAUGAAUGGAACGACGUGCAGUGUAGUGAUUGUUAUCGGUUUACUUGUAAGAAGGACUUAGAUGAAUGUGAAAAUGAGCUAAAUUACUGUCACAAGCAGGCCACGUGUACAAAUGAACGUGGCUCGUACAAGUGCAAGUGUAACGCUGGAUACCUUGGAGAUGGAUUUCAGUGCAGCUCUUUAUUCAGUGCAGGGUUGAAUCAUUCUACAAUACUGGCAAAUGAUAACAAUUACCUUAGAACACUCAGCAAUUGGUUGAAGCCCGUUGUGCAGAGCCAGUCCUCCUACUGGAAGCGCUGUUGGCGAGCAUCAAUUGAUGGUUGGGCCAGCACUACCUUCCACUCGUUGUGUGAUGGCCAAGGGCCGACGGUGACCAUUGUCCGUGUGAGAAAAUACAUCUUUGGUGGAUACACAAACUUAUCAUGGACUUCUAGUUGUGAAUACCAGGACUCUCCGAGCACCUUUUUGUUCUCAUUGGUUAACAAGCCAGGCUGGGGACCAGUGAAACUGACCCAUCAAGGCCGGUAUGGUCAGUACAGAGAUUCCGUUCUCGGUUGUUCUCACUCUGGACCUACAUUUGGAGGAGCACACGAUCUUUUCAUUGCCAGCUACGCCUCAUCCAACACAUAUUCUUACUCAGAUCUUGGAUUCACCUACAGUCCACCAUCUGGCCACAGCUAUGGCACCUCCUUCGCCCAAUCGUUCCUGGCAGGAAGUUACAAAUUUCGACCUGAUGAUAUUGAAGUGUUUUACGAAACUACGUAA